Molecule: messenger RNA, 921 nt
Organism: Epithele typhae
Lineage: Eukaryota; Fungi; Basidiomycota; Agaricomycetes; Polyporales; Epitheliaceae
Product: Pkinase-domain-containing protein
Exons: 10
Coding region: 1-921 (306 amino acids)
Biological process (GO): regulation of G2/M transition of mitotic cell cycle; protein phosphorylation; signal transduction
Cellular component (GO): cytoplasm; nucleus; cyclin-dependent protein kinase holoenzyme complex
Molecular function (GO): cyclin binding; cyclin-dependent protein serine/threonine kinase activity; ATP binding
Source: RefSeq, a predicted model, not a curated record
AUGGACCGCUACUCAAAGAUCGAGAAAGUCGAAACUCAGCUCUUCCUCUUUGGCGGGAUCUCAGGCGAGGGUACCUACGGUGUCGUCUACAAGGCUCGGGAUAUCCACACGAACAGGGUGGUCGCUCUCAAGAAGAUCAGACUGGAGGCGGAAGACGAGGGCGUUCCGUCCACGGCUAUCCGGGAGAUCAGUCUACUCAAGGAACUCAAGGAUGAGAAUGUCGUCAGACUUCUCGACAUCGUCCACGCCGAUCAGAAAUUGUAUCUUGUUUGCGAGUUUCUCGACGUCGAUCUCAAACGGUACAUGGAGAAUGCGAACAAGGCCGGCCGUCCAAUCACUGCCGAUCUCACCAAGAAAUUCACGUACCAGCUCAACCUUGGCUUGCGCUACUGCCACUCGCACCGGAUCCUCCAUCGCGACCUCAAGCCUCAAAAUCUGCUGAUCGAUAAAAAUGACAACCUCAAGCUCGCCGACUUUGGGCUCGCGCGCGCCUUUGGGAUUCCCAUGCGCACAUACACGCACGAGGUCGUUACGCUCUGGUAUCGCGCGCCCGAGGUUCUCCUCGGCUCCCGUCACUAUUCCACCGCCAUCGACAUGUGGUCCGUGGGUUGUAUCUUGGCCGAGAUGUGCAUGCGCGGGCACCCCUUGUUCCCUGGAGACUCGGAGAUUGAUCAAAUCUUCAAGAUAUUCAGGGUUCUGGGCACACCGAACGAAGAGGUAUGGCCUGGCGUGCAUCAGCUGCCGGACUACAAGCCCUCGUUCCCGCACUGGUCACCAACGGAUCUCCGGGAGCCGGUGCCGACAUUAGACAACGACGGCAUCGACUUGCUCCAGCUGAUGUUGACGUACGACACUGCGAAGCGCAUCUCCGCGAAGCGCGCCCUCCUCCACCCGUACUUCUCUGAUUUCCUCUCGGAUUAA